AUGAUUGACUUUAAGUGGUGCCAGUAUCGGUUUGUGCUGAAGCAGUGGUGUGGGGUGAUAUUUGGGAUCGUCUAUGUGCCUCAGAUUACAGACUGUGUGUUUUUGUGUGUCAGAUUGGACAACAAGGUGACGAUCAACUUCAUCAACCGAGACGGGGAGAAGAUCACAGCGAAGGGAUCGCCUGGAGACACUCUGUUAGACGUUGUCAUCAAUGAAGAUCUCGACUUUGAUGGUUUUGGAGCGUGCGAGGGAACACUGGCGUGCUCCACGUGCCAUCUGAUCUUUGAUGAGGAAGUAUAUAAGAAGCUGGGACCCAUCACAGACGAGGAAAUGGACAUGCUAGACUUAGCCUAUGGCCUGACUGACACAUCUCGUCUGGGUUGCCAGAUCUGCCUGACAAAGUCUCUGGAGGGAAUGGUAGCCAAGGUUCCAGAUAGUGUAGCUGACAUCCGACAGACCAAAGAUGGAUCAUCUUAACAGGGAACAUGUGACUGAGACCAUAAAUAUAAAAAAAUGAGGGUACCUCAAAUGUACACAGAGACGAUGGUAGGUGAUCUGUCAGUAAUGCCACGGGCUGCCACAGAACUCUUUCCCACUUUUUUUUGUUUUGUUUUUUUAAUAACACAAACUACCAAGUCAUAGACUACUAGAGCCAGCUCUCAAAAACCAGGAAGCACAGAUAUGCCACUCGGACUCGCAGUAUAAUUUUUUAUAGAAAGUAAAUUUGCGCUAUGCAAGAUUUUUAGAGGAACGAGGCAAACUGUAAUGCUCAGUUUACAGGGGGAACGUGCAGCCCUGGUAAGGAAUCAUAAAGUAUUUAUGAGAUAUAAAAUGCUAACUAUAAGAUCUCAUAUAAUCCAUUCUGUUCAUUUUAAUCAUUGUCUGAAAAAAUGUUACUUAUUUGUCAAUGUGAAUGAAGCGUGUUGUUUAUUAACCCGCAGACUCCAGCCGGCCGCUCUACCUUUCAUUAAUUUUCUGUGACUACAUUUAUACUAUGGGCUCACUUUUAUACCUCACAUGGAGCUGGACCUUCUGGAAGUGUACACUCUUUGUCUCAUAUGUAACUUCAGUCAGCCCUAUGGACCAAAACCGCCAGAAUAAAAUAAAUGACUUGGUAUGUAAAUAUGCAAUUACAUGCCCCAAAAGUGGUUGCAUUAAAAAAAAAAAAAAAAAA
Molecule: messenger RNA, 1174 nt
Organism: Archocentrus centrarchus (flier cichlid)
Lineage: Eukaryota; Metazoa; Chordata; Actinopteri; Cichliformes; Cichlidae
Product: adrenodoxin-like
Exons: 4
Coding region: 1-477 (158 amino acids)
Biological process (GO): P450-containing electron transport chain
Cellular component (GO): mitochondrion
Molecular function (GO): 2 iron, 2 sulfur cluster binding; electron transfer activity
Source: RefSeq, a predicted model, not a curated record